AUGAAGCGCGAUUCUUGCGCCAAGACCGCCUUAGCCAACCUCGUCCGCGACGCCAUCGCCUUAGCCAACCUCGUCCGCGACGUCAUCGCCCUAGCCAACCUCGUCCGCGACGCCAUCGUCAGGCGCCACAAAGACGGCCGGCACCCCGUCGCGCUCGCCCGCGCCGUGCAGCACGUCCGCUUCCUGUAG
Messenger RNA from Lasiosphaeria miniovina, 189 nucleotides. RefSeq lists its product as uncharacterized. The transcript has 2 exons. NCBI's taxonomy places the organism in Eukaryota, Fungi, Ascomycota, Sordariomycetes, Sordariales, Lasiosphaeriaceae. The record is from RefSeq and is a predicted model, not a curated record. Bases 1 to 189 code for a protein of 62 amino acids.